AUGUAACGUUGUUAUUAUUCCAGGAAGAGGACACGGGAAAGCACUGAACUGCGUCAACAAUUAUUUUCAUGAUAAUUUGGGAUCUCAGCUGUUGUUUAACAUGGCAACAAGCCACUACUGAAUAAUUUAUGGCACUGUUCCUUGGUCGGACUUUAUCGAACAACAACAUGGACACAUCAAACUUUGCUCACGUCAUCUUCCAGAAUGUGGGGAAGAGUUACCUGCCCCACGCUGCCCUGGAAUGUCAAUAUACCCUGACACAGUUCAUCAAACCACAUCCAAAGGACUGGGUUGGAAUAUUUAAGGUUGGUUGGAGCACGGCAAGGGACUAUUACACAUUCUUGUGGUCGCCUCUCCCUGAGAACUAUGUGGAAGGCACCGCAGUCAACAGAACAGUGAUCUUUCAAGGAUAUUAUGUGCCCAAUGAUGAUGGUGAGUUCUACCAGUUUUGUUACGUGACCCACAAAGGGGAGAUCCGUGGGGCUAGCACACCGUUCCAGUUUCGGGCCAACAGCCCUUCAGAGGAUGAACUACUGACUGUUGAGGAUGAAUGCAACUCUGACAUCCUGGUCGUCACAACCAAAGCUGGCUUCCUUGAGCAAAAGGUGGAAGAAGCCCAAAGAGAAAAAGAGGAGCUCCUCAGAAAUAUGUCCCUGCUGCAGCAGGAGAAGGAGCAGUUGGAAGCAGAGAAGGAGAAUCUGCAGAAGGAGUAUGAGCAAGAAAAGGAGACCUGUGCUCAGUUGAGGAGAGAGACUCAAGAGGUACAGCAUUCUUCUCAGGCCCUGUCAGAGGAGAAAGAGGAGGUUAAGAGGAGGCUGGAGGAGGCCACAGCCAGAAUUGUGCAGUUGGAGGAGGAUCUGAUUGGAGUCACACAGAAGGGCCUUCAGAAGGAAACUGAGUUGGACAGUCUUAAAGAUCGAGUUAAAAAAGUUACAACAGAAAAGGAGGCUCUUGAAUCGCACCUUAAGAAUGAGAAAGAUGAGAAGGAACUUUACAAGAUUCACCUGAAAAACCGAGAGUUGGAGAACACUAAACUGAGUGCAGAGCUGCAGAUGCUAAGGUCUGUGGAUGUAAACAAGGAAAACACAAUUGCCCAGUUUAAAGAGGAGGUGGGGCGCCUGCAGGCAUGCCUCAAUGAGAAGGAGAAGCAAUACAAAGAGACCCUGGCCAAAGUUUCCCCCAUGGGAGACAUGAAGGCACUGAAGGAGCAGCUGCGGCAGAAAGAGGAGCAGCUGCAGGCCAACCAGCAGCAGUCGUCUUUGUUGGCGGCCGAGUUGAGGGAUGCCUCUAGCGCACGGGACCGCACCAUGUCCGAACUGUACCAUAUGAAGCUUGAGGCAGAUGCCCUUCGUCAGGCCAAGGCUGAAGCUCAGGCCCAGUGCAUCCACCUGGAGCUUCUGGUAGAGCAGAUGAGGGCAGAGGCCAAGAAGGAAAUGCAGGCCAAAGUGGAGAAAAAAGCUACCACAGACCCAGCUGUUGUAGCAGAGCUGCAUAGAGAGGUGGAAGACCUAAAGCUGCGGCUGCACAUGGCAGCAGAGCAUUACAAGGAGAAAUACAAGGAAUGUCAGCGUUUGCAAAAACAAGUGCUUAAACUCUCUGAACAGCAAGGGGAGCUAAAGAGAAGCUCCGCACAUGAGACCGCCGCAGUGCCCGCAUCAGGGAGUCCAGACACGUCAGUGCCAGGGAGCCCAGGUUCUGCUGAUCCCAUGUUUGAAGCCAUCAUUCAAGAAAAGUUAAAAGGAAUAAGCAGAGAGGCAUCUGACAGGAAUGACAAGUACAGAAAAUGCAAGCAGAUGCUGAUUGAAGAGAAGGAGCGUAGCUGCAUGUUUGCUGAUGAGCUGGCCAAGAUGGAGGUGAAAUUUAAGGAGCAGCUGAAGACCAACGAGAACCUGAAGUUGCAGCUGGCAGCAGAAGAGGAUCGUUGUAAGAGCCAGGUAGCUGAGAAGGGACGUGAGCUGAAGGAGCUGAAGGACAUGCUUGCAUUUGUUGUGAAGGAGAAGGAAAAACUAGAGGGGGAGCUCAAGAAGUGUAGCUGCAAGAAGGGAGAUCAGGGGGCCAGUGAGAAAACCAGUUUGGAGAACCUCCAGUCCAGUGUGCCUUUAUUCCUUCAAUACCCUGUUCCUUAUGCCCAGGAUGCCCCUACCCCUCUGCUGGUUUCUCAGAGCCCCAGCAAGCUGCACUUUGGAAACCCUUAUUCUAUCUCUGACUCAAAAGCAGAUGAGACGGAGGAGGAGUUCUCAGAUGAUCAGCCGCUCAGGCUGCCCCCCGUGGGUCCACCCUCCUGGGACAGCAAUGUGGUGUGCAUCCAACCCACACGCAACCACAGCCGGCCAGAAGGCCACGAAGAGUCAGAGGAAAACAACAAUGUUAAUGCCAACGAACAGCCCACAGCAACAGAAACUCGUAGCCCAUUUGUGAAUGAUGGACAAACUGCCUUCUGCUUUGAUCCCAGCAUGGACAUGAAACGAUGUCCGCUCUGCAAGGUCAUCUUCCCGCCCAACUAUGACCAGAGCAAGUUUGAGGAGCAUGUGGAGAGCCACUGGAAAAGCUGCCCGAUGUGCAGCGAGCAGUUCCCACUGGACUGCGACCAGAAGGUGUUUGAAAACCAUGUGCUCACUCACUUCGACGGACACCCGCUCAACUUUGACUAGAAACAAAAAAAAAUCUGCACAUCUGGGCUACCAACUUCUUGUGAACCACUGAACUGAAUCACUCUGCGCUCUUUUUGCAUGUGAUGGUGUAAAGGUCUUCUCUUUCAGUCUUUUACUUUCUUUAACAUAGAGAAAGGCUUUAGGGUGACAUUUAAAAAUAACAUUUUAAUUCAUUAGUUUGUUGCUACUGAAUCAGUUUGCAAAUCAGUUUUUUUUAAUAGGUUAAGGAUUUUGAUUAAUUUGGAUUUGAAGAAUAAUUUUAAGACUGUAUACAUACAGUAUACUGAUUGUAAACACACUUGGCUCUCACAGAUCCCUUAGACUACAGGAUCUAACCAAUCAGGGAAAGAGAUAAGUGUUUACCAAACUUAGAUUUAACACAUGCAAACAAAUGCUUUCCCCUUAAGCAUCACUGUACAAGUUUAUUAUUCAGCCUUCAAAGAAAGCAGCCUUGGUGCACUGUAUGCAGUCAGGGAGAAAUCUUCAGUGAUUCUAUCAAUAUACAGAAUAUCAUUAGAUCAGAUUGUCUAUUUUAGAAUUAUUAAAAACAACAAUAUUGUGGCAGCCUUGAUACUUUGUGUAUGAUGUAGGUUUGUUUUUGUUAGGUUUCCUUUUUGAUUCUGAUCAUUUGUCUCCAGAUUCCUAAAAAACUUUAUCAGCUAAUCAGUGCAUGCCAAGCUUCUGUUAAAUUUAUUUCUUUUGUUCUUCUUUUACCGUAUUAAGUUAUUUCAUUCAUAAAACUGUUUCAUUAGUUUAGUGAGUCCUAUGUAUCUAAUAAAUCUAAUAAAGUCUCUGAAACUAAA
Melanotaenia boesemani (Boeseman's rainbowfish) is the source of this 3454-nucleotide messenger RNA. It is a transcript of the gene tax1bp1b, whose product is annotated as Tax1 (human T-cell leukemia virus type I) binding protein 1b. The transcript is spliced from 18 exons. Bases 129 to 2651 code for a protein of 840 amino acids. The record is from RefSeq and is a predicted model, not a curated record. NCBI's taxonomy places the organism in Eukaryota, Metazoa, Chordata, Actinopteri, Atheriniformes, Melanotaeniidae.